Wyeomyia smithii (pitcher-plant mosquito) is the source of this 5696-nucleotide messenger RNA. Its product is annotated as nephrin. The transcript has 18 exons. Bases 1281 to 4439 code for a protein of 1052 amino acids. NCBI's taxonomy places the organism in Eukaryota, Metazoa, Arthropoda, Insecta, Diptera, Culicidae. The record is from RefSeq and is a predicted model, not a curated record. Gene Ontology annotation, molecular function: protein binding.
UGCACCAAAUUAGUGAGAGUUUUACUUUUAAACCGUGCGGUCACGUUCCGGAGCGGAUGUCGAACUCGAGCGCGGUUGACUGCGUUUACUGGUGGAUUGCGGAUGAUUGAACCAUUAUUGACCGAAUUGGUCGGGAACGGGGCGUUGAUUGCAUCUGGCUCGUAGCCAAGCAGAGCUGCGUCCUAGAGACCUUUGAUCUUCGAGCGUGUUUCCAAUUACUGGGCACGAGGAAGAAGCAGAAGCGAAAAGUGUUUCCAAUAUCGAGCGAAAAGGAUUUCACGCCCAGCCGCACAAAAAUAAUAAGGAUUACUGUCUUCACGGUGGUCGGAUUUGGUAAAGUGAGAAAAGCGUAAUGAAAGUGCUUUCUACGACCACACGUAGCGGAGGUCGAAUGCGUGGGAUCGGUAGAUAAAAUCUUUCAGCUGGCUCGAGGCAGCAUCCUGUCGUGGUGGUUUCCGGCCGUGUUUGUCCGGCAGGUUGGGCGAGCAAAUGUUCCGGUAGCAAGCAGAGGACAACAGACAAGCGUUUUGUCCCAGGGGGUACGAUAGUCGUAGGUUCUAAGCGUGUCCGGGAAAUCGAUUACGUCUUGCGGUGCGUUUGACCAUCCUUUUUCUGCUCGCGUCCAGUGGAAGUGUUGUCGAGUUUUCGUCUAGUGAGUGGCUUGCAGCGUUUAGUGGAGGAGGUGAACUCUGUUUUUGCCCCCGUCCCCUCUCAGCCAAAACAUGGCUUGAUUACACUUGAUAACGGUGGCUUGCUCUGCGGUUUUCGUUUCACUUUUGUUCUGCCAACACGCGCAUUUCAACGGAAUACAUAAAGUAGAUAGACUAUUCGCCACCAUCUCCGCGGUCGGUUUCCUGCGGUCUGAUAUGAAACUCUGUAGAAGCAAGAGCAUGGUGGGGGAAUUGGGAAAACCAAUGCAAUCUCGCUAGCCAGCGCGCGACUGCUGUGGGUAUGAAGUGAUAAAUUAAUUAAUUUUCUCUUCUCCGGAAGCAAUCGGGAAAAAUCAUUGCGGUUCGCCUGGGCAGUGCGACGAUGCCGACGAAAUCCUCUUAGACAAGAAGAAUACAAAAGUUUUCUCGUUGUGUGUUUGCCCCUCCGGUGGAUUGCCGUGUGAGAAGAAUGUGUAAUUAGAAAGCAGAAGUUGGUAGCUAGAGUAAAAGUUACGGGUGGCGUAGCGUCCGGCGAUCAGCGAGGGUAAAGGUUUCGCACCCUGGGUGUUCUAAGUGUAGAAAGUUUAAAGUGAUUUUCUUUAGCCAAACAAUUUGCCAGGGCAGUGCCGAAUGUGCUGGAAAGGAGUCGGACGAGGCGACCGGUUACACCUGGCAAUGGCCGCGCUGCUGCGAUUGCUGCUGAUCCUGCAAGGAUUACUGCUGACGCCAAUUGAUGCCUCGAUCAUCGUCAAGGAUAGUGAAUAUGAAAACACUCCACUGCACGUGGCCGAGGCGGUACAGGGUAUGAUGGGAAAGCUUGAGUGCAACAUCACGUCCCCGAUCGCCGGCGACCGGGCGAUUUUGGUCAUCUGGUACAAGGGCGGUCAGACGAUUCCAUUGUACACAUUUGACGCCCGUGAUACCCGGGAGGGAUCGCACCGUAGUUCCAAUUCGUCCUUCGAUGGUCGUGCGAGCUUCUACCCGAAUCGAAGUCCGGCGACGUUGGAGAUCCGGCAAACCAAAAGCUCUGAUAGUGGCGUCUAUCGGUGCCGGGUGGACUUCCACAAGAGUCCUACCCGGAAUACACGGGUGCAGCUUUCCGUGAUAAUUCCACCGGAAAAACUGCAAAUCGUGGACUCUGGAGGUCACAGCAUACCGCACUACAUCCUGGGACCGUACAACGAAGGAGCCUCGGUGAACUUUACCUGCGUGGCAAGUGGCGGCCGUCCAACGCCAACCGUCAACUGGUGGUAUGACAACGAAAUCGUGAAUCACUCGUCUACGAUUCUGUCGGAACGACGGGUGAAAAACACGUUGAUCCUGAACCGGCUGGAGCGCAAACAUCUGAAGGCCAUCUUCACUUGCACGGCGUCCAACAAUAAUGUCACCAAUCCUAUCUCGGCCUCCGUCACGCUGGACAUGAACCUGCGACCCCUGCUGGUACGGCUGCAGGGCAAAAAUCGGCCACUGUCCGCGAACCACACGUACGAUUUGCAGUGUGAGGUGCACGGAUCGCGACCCGCACCGACCAUCACCUGGUGGAAGGGAAGUACACAAAUGCGGGGUCAUCACGAAACGACUGACCCAGAAGGAAAUAUUACGGUGUCCAUUCUGACGUUUCGACCUACCAUCAACGACAAAGGAAAGUACCUGUCCUGUCGGGCGGAGAUGGCCGUAAUUCCGGAUGCAGGAAAAGAGGACGGCUGGAAACUAGACAUCUACCAUGUCCCGGUGGUGACGCUUGAGUACGGAACCAACUACAACUACACUUCCUCGAUCCGGGAGGGUGCGGAUGUCUACUUCGAGUGCAACAUCAAGUCCAACCCGUGGGUGUACAAAGUAAUUUGGCGACAUCAAGGCAGGGAACUGCUGAACAACCCAUCGGAGGGGAUUAUCGUAUCAAACCAGAGCUUGGUGCUGCAGAACGUGAGCCGCUCCCGGGCUGGCCUGUACACCUGCGUCGGCAGCAAUCGGGAAGGCGAUGGCGAGAGCAAUCCGGUUCAUCUGGAUAUCAAGUUUGCCCCUGUCUGCCGGCCGGGUCUGGUUACGACCUACAACGUGGGUCGGUACGAACAGGCGAAGAUAUCCUGCGAACUGGAAGCUAACCCGACGGAUGUGGCCUUCGUGUGGAAACACAACACUUCGGUGUCCGAGACGUUGGACAUUCCGUCCACCCACGUCAGCAGCGAACAGGCAAAGAGCAUCUUCCGGUUUAAGCCGAUCAGUGAAAGUGACUAUGGUACUCUCCUGUGCUGGGGAAGCAACGAAAUCGGAAUCCAAGCCGAACCGUGCGUGUUUAAUCUGAUACCGGCAGGUAAACCGGAUCCGCUGUCCAACUGCACUAUUCUGAAUCAGACGUUCGACAUGCUUCAGAUCGAAUGUCUGGAAGGGUUCGACGGAGGUUUGCAUCAGGAGUUCCUGGCGGAAAUGUACGUCAUCGGGAACCGGCAGCUGAUUGGAUCAAUCAAGAGCAGGGUGCCCAUCUUUGACCUGAAAGGACUGGAACCAGGCGUCGGAUAUAACAUAUUCUUGUCGGCCAGAAACUCCAAAGGUGCCAGCGAACCAACCUAUCUGCAGGCCUUUACUUUGAAGAACCCGGAGAAACAAACCGAUUUGUCCCUAGUGUACGCACCGACGCUGCACCAGAUUAAGCCAUUCAUCGGAACGCUGCUCGGAGUGGUAGCGGCCAUCAUCUCCAUCGCAUCCAUCAUCGUGUGCGUCACUCGGUUGCGCGGUUCGGCCGGUAGAGACCGCGACUGUAGCAACAUGUCGACAAACGACGCGUCCGGCAUCAGCCAAUCCCUGCCAACGGAAGGCGAACUGGCCCGGGAACAGCAGUGCAAUGGCAGUAUAGAUAGCAUCGAGAAGAACCCGGACAUCAUCCCGCAAGGGAAACUUCCGCACCUGCUGGAAGAAGACGAGAAAGCUUUCGAGUGGUUAAACAGUAGUGCCCACCCUCGGUUGUACGCGACCGCGGCACUUGCCGAGCAGCAGCACCAACAAGUGGGCGGUCUAAUCGGACCGCCGGGGGCUCCCGCGGUCGGAGCCUACGACAGUCGAACGUUUUACGCGACGAUGCGCGACGGAGCCUGUAUGCAGCAGAACGUCUAUCCUAGUGCCGCGAUGCUGGCCGAUAAUCAGAACUACAUUCCGGUGCACAGCAGCAUGAUUCCCACGCCGGUGAUCGGUGGCUAUAGUAACGACAGUCACAAGCAUGAUCUGACGUACGCCGACCUCACGACCAUGGCUGGGGGAGGAGGCGGUGGCAUACCGAUGCAACCCCACAAGCAGCAGAUGUACGUGAGUGCGACUCUCGGAAGACCCCGGCAGACGGACAUCAAACGAAGCGAACCAACAAUCUAUGCACAGAUUGAUUUGGCACACCAUCCAUCAGUACAUUCAACAAAUUUGGUUUAUACAAAUACCCGAGCUGGUAUUCCCAUUUCGCACACCGGCCAUCAACAGCAGCAAGCCCAGCACCACCACCAGCAGCAGCACCAACAGCAACAUCAUCAGCCAGCGACGUCCCUGGGGAUAAUGGUGCCCGUUCCCACCUCGGCAGCGGCGGCAGUGGCAGCCGGACUCACCGAGCGCUUUCCUCCGCCGCCACUUUUCGCUGGCCACGUGCCCGUCAGCAGUCCGUCACUCUGUUCAAACGAAGCGCCCUCCAGCUUGCUGCAAACCGUACCGGAGCUGCAACCCCUCUGCAGCACCCCGGACUCGGCAGCAUCGUCCGGCCCGUCCUCGGCCGCUAGCGACCGAAUGCUGCACAACGCGACCCGGUUCUGAUAGGAAGUUCGCGCUCAGGUAGGAUACAAUAUUUAAACAACUCGUAACAUACUCACACACACAGACAGAAAAACUGCCCAAAACCACUUGCGGUGGCUACCGAGUUACCGAUCUGUGAAUCAACGAACAGUCGAAAAGUUCAGCUGUCAGUCUGUAUUGGAACUAAUUGGAUGAGGAACAUAACCGGUGACUUGAACCUAUUUACUCUACAACCUACGAAUUCGAUCUUCAUAAUUCAGCAGAAAUCUUCUACUAAUCAAAACCAUCACCUAAUAAUCGCAAGAAAGUUUAGUAAAGCAAACAAAAAAAAUCUAUCAUCGGUGAAUAGUAAAAGCUUGUUUUGUACAUACGGUAUUACAUGAGAAAUGAAUGCAUUGGGCAGAGAGUUUAGUAACAAAGUUAUAGCAAAAGCAGAUGACAGAUGAAAUAAGUUUUUUAUAUAUAUACAUUUAAAGUCAUGAGACUACAGCUAAUCAACACUUAAUUCGGCUACUCUAAAAGAAUAAAAGACACAAAAAAAACAACAACAAACAAGGAACUAUUCAAUUUUCAAUCAAAAUAAGAACAAAGUUUAACAUAAACGAACAUUCAUGUCAAAUAGCUGUACAUAGUUAAGGAAACCAUUUUUACAUAAACUGAAGAACACUUAAAGAGAAAGAAAAAAAGAAACCCUAAAAACUCGAUGUAAGCAAAACCAAAUUUCACAACCGAUAAAACCGUAACCGAUGUAUCAAAGUAUGUUAACAUAAACACGAAAAAAAAACAAUCAGCUUCAAUGCGGUUGUCUAGAGACGAAAAGACAACCCAAAACUACCACCAUUAGCUGUGGGAGUUUACGUUUGUCCCAUAUUUUGACGCGUUCGACCAACCAUCGAACGUAAGGGACAAAAUACCGUCAACUAGUGUAUGCCAAAACAAAAAAUCAAUGGGAAGUACGUUUAAAUUUGUAUAAAAAAAGAAAAAUGAAACCUUAUAAAACUCAUGUCCUUUCAAAGUGUUAGCAAAACAUAAUACGAAUCGUCGAUCUAGUUUCGCGAAAAAAAGUUCACGAAACAUGGAAUAGGUUACACACUAGGGGUUACACUCUGGUAGUCCGUGGAAAGCUGGAGGAAAAGAAAAAAGAGAGAGAGAAAGAAAAUUCUAAUGUUUGUUAUGAAUGAUUCGUUGGAAGUUAUUGUAAAUUAUCCGGAAUAGGUCAAAUGAAGACGGGGCGAAAUGGCGAAUAAAUAAAAAUAAAUGCAGGGAUUAUUUAUCGAA